GAUUCUACACCAUGUUGGCCCCAAAAACCUCAAGGCAAAUGUAAUGAGUGAACUGGAUGCAGUGAUUUGCAGUCAUCUGCAUGCUUGGGCUAGACAUGGAACUGUGGACUUGAAAGAAGUAACCUCAAAUAUGUUAUUUGACUAUGCUGCUAAGCAGUUGAUGAGUUAUGAUGAGUUGAAGACACCCUUGAAAUUGGCAGAGAAUUUCAAAGCUUUUAUCUAUGGUCUCCUCUCUUUUCCUCUUGACAUCCCUGGCACUGCAUAUCAUGCUUGUCUCCAGGGACGUAAAAAUGCUACAAAGAUAAUUACGGAUAUCUACAACGAUAGGAAAGCAUCAAAGAUUCGUCGUGGUGAUUUCUUAGAUCAUUUGCUUGAGGAAGUAGAGAGUGAAAAGUCUUUUUUGAAUGAAUCAGCUGCCAUUGACUUGGUCUUGGUGCUUCUGUUUGCUUAUCAUGAAACUACUUCGACGUGCUGGCUGAACUAACG
Molecule: messenger RNA, 486 nt
Organism: Juglans regia (Persian walnut)
Lineage: Eukaryota; Viridiplantae; Streptophyta; Magnoliopsida; Fagales; Juglandaceae
Product: cytochrome P450 87A3-like
Exons: 3
Coding region: 44-484 (146 amino acids)
Biological process (GO): sterol metabolic process
Molecular function (GO): heme binding; oxidoreductase activity, acting on paired donors, with incorporation or reduction of molecular oxygen; iron ion binding
Source: RefSeq, a predicted model, not a curated record